Molecule: messenger RNA, 3392 nt
Organism: Erinaceus europaeus (western European hedgehog)
Lineage: Eukaryota; Metazoa; Chordata; Mammalia; Eulipotyphla; Erinaceidae
Gene: ABCB8
Product: ATP binding cassette subfamily B member 8
Exons: 16
Coding region: 108-2255 (715 amino acids)
Biological process (GO): transmembrane transport
Cellular component (GO): membrane
Molecular function (GO): ABC-type transporter activity; ATP hydrolysis activity; ATP binding
Source: RefSeq, a predicted model, not a curated record
UGAUGCGCGUAGGGGCUGCCGGGAUGGGGGCCGGAGCCAACAUGGAGUUCUCAAUGGGAUCGCUGUGAAACUGUCGUUGCCAGCUGCCUCUGUUCUCCCGCACCAUCAUGUUGGUGCACUUAUUUCGAGUGGGGAUUCGGGGAGGCCCGGUCCCUGGCGGGACCCGACUCCCCCUCCACUUCCAGACUUUCUCGGCCGUCAGGUGCUGCCGAGGGCCCCCCGGCUCCCUCCUCCUGGGCACCGUGGCCCAGCUGCGGUCCCAACUCCGGGCCCGCCCGCCUCGCCCACCGCGGACACCCAGCCGCGGGCCCCCCACCUGGCGCUGGGUGGGGGGCAUCCUGCUGGCCCCUGCGGCGCUGAGCGGGCGGCCCCGCCUCUGCCUCCUGGCGCUGUGCGAGGGGGCGGGCAGGGUCCCCGAGAAGGUGCUCGCCGCGCCUAGCUGCCCCGAGCCCCACUUCAACUGGAGGCUCUUCUGGCGCUUCCUGAGCCCCCACCUGCUGAUCCUGGGGGCCGCCGUGGUGAUGGCGCUGGGGGCGGCCCUGGUGAGCGUGCAGAUCCCCUUGCUACUGGGCCAGCUGGUGGAGGUGGUGGCCAGGUUCACCCGGGAGCAGGCGGGCAGCUUCCUGGGUGAGUCCCGGGGCCUCUGCACACACCUGCUGCUGCUCUACGGCCUCCAGGCCCUGCUGACCUUCGGCUACCUGGCGCUGCUCUCGCGCCUGGGGGAGCACAUGGCCGUGGACAUGCGCAGGACCCUCUUCAGCAGCCUGCUCCGACAGGACGUCGCCUUCUUCGACGCCACGAAGACCGGGCAGCUGGUGAGCCGCCUGGCCACAGACGUGCAGGAGUUCAAGUCCUCCUUCAAGCUGGUCAUCUCGCAGGGGCUGCGUAGCAGCACGCAGGUGGUGGGCUGCCUGGUGUCCCUGUCCUUGCUGUCCCCGCGCCUGACGCUGCUGCUGAUGGUGGCCACGCCUGCCCUCAUGGGAGCUGGCACCCUGAUGGGCUCGGCGCUGCGGAAGCUGUCACGUCAGUGCCAGGAGCAGAUUGCCAGGGCAACAGGCGUGGCAGACGAGGCCCUGGGCAACGUGCGGACUGUGCGGGCCUUCGCCAUGGAGCAAUGGGAAGAGGGGCGAUACGCAGCUGAGCUGGAGGCUUCCUGCUGCAAGGCGGAGCAGCUGGGCCGAGGCAUUGCACUGUUCCAGGGCCUCUCCAACAUGGCCUUCAACUGCAUGGUCCUGGGCACCCUCUUCGUCGGGGGCUCCCUGGUGGCAGGACAGCAGCUCAAGGGCGGCGACCUCAUGUCCUUCCUGGUGGCCUCGCAGACCGUGCAGAGGUCCAUGGCCAACCUCUCAGUCCUGUUCGGCCAGGUGGUGCGAGGCCUGAGCGCCGGCGGCCGAGUGUUUGAGUACAUGACCCUGUGCUCUAUCAUCCCCCUGCGUGGGGGCGCCUGCAUCCCAGAUGAGCAGCUGCAGGGGGCCGUGGCCUUCCAGGAUGUCUCCUUCAGCUACCCGUGCCGGCCAGGCUUCCCCGUCCUGCGCCACUUCACCCUGUCGCUGUCCCCCGGCCAGACGGUCGCCCUGGUGGGCCAGUCUGGGGGAGGAAAGACCACAGUGGCCUCCCUGCUGGAGCGCUUCUACGACCCCACGGCAGGUGCCGUGACGCUGGAUGGCUGUGACCUUCGCACCCUGGACCCCUCCUGGCUGCGUGGCCACGUCAUCGGCUUCAUCAGCCAGGAGCCGGUGCUGUUCGGAACCACCAUUAUGGAGAACAUCCGCUUUGGGAAGCCAGACGCCACGGACGAGGAGGUAUACGCGGCAGCCCGCGAGGCCAACGCCCACGACUUCAUCUGCAGCUUCCCUGACGGCUACGCCACCGUGGUGGGCGAGCGGGGGGCCACGCUGUCCGGCGGGCAGAAGCAGAGACUGGCCAUCGCACGCGCCCUGAUCAAGCGGCCCCGCGUGCUGGUCCUGGACGAGGCCACGAGCGCACUGGACUCGGAGUCGGAGCAGCUGGUGCAGGAGGCCCUGGACCGCGCCGCCGCCGGCCGCACCGUGCUGGUCAUUGCUCACCGGCUCAGCACCGUGCGCAAAGCCCACCGCAUCGUGGUCAUGGCCCAGGGCCAAGUGUGCGAGGUGGGCACCCACGAGGAACUCCUGAGGAAAGGUGGGCUGUACGCCGAGCUGACACGCCGGCAGGCCCUGGACACUCCGCCACUCGACUCACCCCGAGGCCCCAGGCACGGCCUCCCCAAGUCCUGAGGCCUGGGCGUGGCUGAGCCCCAUAACCCAGGCCCCUGGAGGGUCAGCGUGCGGGAUACAGGCUGUCCCCCCAUAGUAAGACCCCCCCCCCAGUGCCAGGUGGGGAUGCCCAUCUACUCCCUAGCCAGCACCCAGGGCGGCUCACUGGGCUGCGCAGGGCAAGGGGAGUCCCCGGGGCGCCCUGCUGUCCUCACACCCACCCCUUCCAGCCCGCUGGCCUCAGGGUGGGCCCAGUGCCAGGCGUUAGCACAUCAGGGAUUGGGCCGGUCCCCACAAUACCUGUACCUCCCCUUCCUCGGGGCUCCCAACACCUCCACCCACCCUUUCUUUCCCCCCAGCCUUGGGAGGGGCCCACACUGAACACCCUCCGCCAGCCUUCUCCCCUUCUCCCCGUUCCAGCACAGCUCCAAGGUUUAGACCCUCCCCCCCCAGCCCAGCACUGCAGAGAGCUCUGGGGUUCACCCUGUCUUGAUCCCACCCUGAGCCUCAAGCCUCACCCCUUGAGACGGGACACGCUCUCUGCAGGGGGCGGGUGGGGAGCUACAUCCAAUAGGCCUUCAGCUGCUGGAAGGGUGAGAGCAGUGGUCCCAGCAUACCCAUGGUCCUUCCCUGAGCCAGGCCAGGAAGGCUCCCUGGAGGAGGUAAAACAGCCUGAUGACAUGACCCUGUGACCCAAGGCCCCAAAAGAGGGGUUCUGGGGCAUCAGGGAGGCACAGCCAGAGCCGCUAGACAGAGCCGGGUGGCCUGAGCUCCACACAGCAAGCCCUCGCCCCAGGCCAGCCUCCCUGGGAGAUGAGCACAGGGAGCCUGACACUCAAUACCACACCGGCGCAGCCAAGAGGGGCCCAGCUCCCCGGCCAAGUCCAGCCUGCUGGCAGCCCUCUGGGGACAGCUAGCCAAGGUCGCCUGUUUAACCAGCCCCAAAGCCCUGGAAACUUCUGGGAUCCUGCUGGAGGGAGCAGGGCCUGCACCCGCAGCUGCAGGGUGGGGGGCUGACCGUGGCCUCCUGCGCUGUGGUGGGCCUGAGCCCGGCCGCACUUGACUCCAGAGCUCCUUACGAGGCCGCUAUCCUCAGACGCAUGCACAGCAUGGUGGGGACCCCAGAGGCUGGGCCGCUGCAUUAAACCCGUGACCUCA